This is a messenger RNA of Naegleria lovaniensis, 1443 nucleotides long. RefSeq lists its product as uncharacterized. Gene Ontology annotation, biological process: proteolysis. The record is from RefSeq and is a predicted model, not a curated record. The transcript has 5 exons. NCBI's taxonomy places the organism in Eukaryota, Heterolobosea, Eutetramitea, Acrasida, Naegleriidae. Gene Ontology annotation, molecular function: serine-type carboxypeptidase activity. Bases 1 to 1443 code for a protein of 480 amino acids.
AUGAAAGUUCCGAAUGUCUUGUUGAUUCUUGCAUGCUGCAGUCUCUCAUUUUCUGCUGCGAUGGGACAAGUCGUCAUCCUGCAGAUGGUAAAUGCUCAGUCCUCUCAAGAUCACUUGGUGACUCAACUCCCUGGUUUGAAUGGAAAUAUUGGUGUCAGAUCCUAUACUGGUUAUUUAUUGGCAAAUGCUACUCGGGGUAGAUACUUGUUUUAUUGGUUCUUUGAAUCGAUGAGAAAUCCAUCGAAGGAUCCUCUCAUCAUGUGGACGAAUGGUGGGCCAGGAUGCAGCUCACUCGGAGGUGAAGCUAGUGAACAUGGUCUUUUCCUUGUCAAUGCUGAUGGUUCAACCAUUACUAGAAAUCCAUAUUCUUGGAAUCGUGUGUCGAAUAUUCUCUAUAUUGAACAACCUGUGGGUGUUGGAUUUUCAUAUUCCAAUUCGACCGAUGAUUAUCAAAAUCUUAAUGAUGUUCAAGCCGCUUCUGAUAUGAACAAUGCAUUGAGAGAUUUUUUAACUCGAUUUCCUCAAUUUAUUGGAAGAGAAACAUAUUUGGCUGGUGAAUCUUAUGGAGGAGUGUAUGUUCCAACAACUGCUUAUAAUGUUAUUGAAGGAAAUGGAAAGGGACAACAACCAUUUGUGAAUCUAGUUGGUAUUUUGGUUGGUAAUGGUGUGACAGAUGCUGAAGCUGAUAGUAAUAGUAUUCCACCCAUGAUGAAAUAUCAUAGUUUGAUUUCGAUCAAGUAUUACGAAGAGGGUUAUAAGGCAUGUCAAGGUGAUUUUUAUUUGAAUCAAAAUUUGCCAGCUUGUCUCAAUUUUUUGAAUGACAUCAAUAAUGCUAUGGGAAAUAUUAAUCCAUAUUAUAUUUAUGAUUCUUGUCCAUGGUUAGGAUUAAAUUUACAACAAAAACUUAAAACUUCAGAAAUGACCUUCCAAGUUUUGGAUCCAAAGACUCAAAAACCAAUGAAAAUGCAUCCACUCUUCCAAAUGUAUAAACAUGGUGGAUGGAGUAAACGAGUGGCCAAUGAAAAGAAUUUUGCUCCUCGUUUCGAAACCGAUGCUCCUUGUGUACCCAAUCAAUCCAUUGCCAAGUAUUUCCGAAUUAUUAACUAUACUCAAGUGUACAUGACUAUUUUACCAUUCUAUGCCAAGUUAUUGCCUCAUAUUCGUAUUCUUGUAUACUCUGGAGAUACUGAUAUGGUUGUGAACGGUCUUGGAACACAAGCAGCUAUUGACAAGUUACAAUUGCAAGAGACUUCUUCCUGGAGAACUUGGGAAUUUGAUUCUGCAUUGGGCACUGUGGUUGGAGGUUAUAUUCGCAAAUUUGAAAAGAGUGGAAAAGGAUUGACUUUUGUCACUGUUCGUGGUGCAGGUCACAUGGUACCUUUGGUUAAGCCUGAUAGCGCAUUCUACAUGUUUAAGAAUUUCAUUGAUGGAACUUGUUGUUAA